AAAGAAGACAAUAAAAAUGAUAUGAAGAAGUGUGUACCCAGACCAAAGUUUGCUUCCACGAAUGAAUAAAUACACCCAUCUCGGCAGGCAUCGCUCUCUCCGUAGCCGAUAUAAGAAGGUCUAUUGGACAUGAUUAACAAAGUCAUCAACAUACAGUCGGUCCCGAGUCUUAAACCUCACGAGUACAAUACAAAUAUUCAUCUACCAGGAAAACCUCUUCAAUUCAAUCAGUGCCUCUCUCUCUCUCUCUCUCUAGAUCUCCAUAUAUAUAUAUAUCAUCACCCAAAGGCUCCUCAAAUGUUUACUGAAGGGAUGGAAGAGACGAGGCUUGUUCUUACCAAGCCAUUGACAAUAGAUGGGGAAUCAAAUACUGAUUACGCAGCUCCUAAUCCUCUCCAACUUGUUUUAAGCCUCUUUAAAAAUGUUAUGCCAGGAUCAGAUCUCACACGCCUUCAGUUGCCACCUCUCUUCAACAUCCCAAAGUCCCACCUUCAGUGCUUUGGUGAAUCAGUGUAUUGCGUUGCUAGUGAUAUAAUAAGCAGGUGCAACAGUGGUGAGAGCCCGCUAGACAGAUUCAUUGCUGUUGUAACAUGGAGCAUUUCUACUGUGCGUCCUGUGAUCUUUGGUGUUACUCCAUACAAUCCUAUUCUUGGAGAAACCCACCAUGUUUCAAGGGGAAAUCUCAAUGUUCUACUUGAACAGGUUUCACAUCACCCACCAGUAUCUGCCCUCCAUGCAACUGAUGAGGGUGAAAAUGUUGAGAUGAUCUGGUGUCAUCAUCUUACUCCAAAAUUCUAUGGUACUUCUGUGGAAGCUGAGUUGCAUGGCAAAAGGCUGCUUAAGCUCCAAAAUCAUGGAGAAACUUAUGUAAUGAACUCUCCAAAGGUCUUGAUUAGAUUUCUUCCAUUUCCUUGGGCUGAUUGGGUUGGCAAUGUCAGAAUUCAAUGUCAAGAAAGUGGCCUUGAAGCUGAAUUAUGUUACAGAAACACUUCGUUUCUAGGGCGCAGGGGAAAUCAACGGUCUAUUAAUGGGAAGGUCUUUGAGUCCUCUUCAUUGAAGACUCUCUAUGAGAUCGAUGGUCAAUGGGAUAGAACUGUCAGGAUGAAGAACAUAAAUAAUGGGAAAGUUACAGUUAUACAUAAUGCAAAAGAAGUAAUUUCAGGGCUGAGAGCUCCUAUUGUCAAGGAUACUAGGGAAAUAUGGGCAAGUGAAUCUGCUCUGGUGUGGAGCGACGUAAGCCGAGGCAUCCUGAGUAAGAACUGGGAGAAAGCAAAAGAAGCGAAGAAAGCUGUUGAGGAAAAACAAAGGGAGCUCCAGAGAGAAAGAGAGUCAAGAGGGGAGAAUUGGGUUCCUAAGCAUUUUACUGUGUCUCAUAGCAAGGAAGGUGGGUGGGAAUGCUCACCAAUUCAGAAGUGGGUCCCAGAAGCACCCAUAAUUGUGCCCCUUUGAUUUGUGAUUUGUGAUAGACAUAUAAUAGCAAUUCAGUUUGUUUAUUUCCACAAAGUGUUCUUAGGAUUAUUAAACUAAAAUAUCACCUAUUUUAGUUGUAGAA
Quercus robur (English oak) is the source of this 1552-nucleotide messenger RNA. Its product is annotated as oxysterol-binding protein-related protein 4B-like. NCBI's taxonomy places the organism in Eukaryota, Viridiplantae, Streptophyta, Magnoliopsida, Fagales, Fagaceae. Gene Ontology annotation, cellular component: intracellular membrane-bounded organelle; cytosol; membrane. The transcript is spliced from 7 exons. The coding region runs from base 130 to 1449 and encodes 439 amino acids. Gene Ontology annotation, molecular function: sterol binding. The record is from RefSeq and is a predicted model, not a curated record.